CAUGGAAUAAAAACACCAUCUUGUAUUAGUUUCCUUCAGUCAACAUCUAAAAACUAGGACAUGUAAUAAAACGGUGUCUACUUUGAAAACGGGAGAACAUCAUAUAGGGUGUUGUUUUAUUACAACAAGUGUAAAAUUACACUCUGGUCAUCUUUUCACUAUUCAAUAAUUAAUACAUUUAUUUAGCACAGGAAAAUUAUUAACGAACACGUGUCGCACUGCUCCUUCGGUAAUUAGAUUUUUUUUGUUUGUUUACUUUUUGUUCUUUUUUUUCCUCCAAAUUUCUUCCGACCCCUUAGCACCCUCUAGCGGCACCCACUUUGACAACCACCGCUUUAAAGGGCAAAAUCUGUAAAAAGGUAUGUUGUCUAUAAUGAAAGCAAAACUGCAAAAAUAUAACUAAAUGUCACUAAUAAGGGAAAAAAACGGGAUUGAUUUGUUUAGGCUGGGAAAGGGCUGAUAGAAUAAAAGGUUCAAAAUGUCAUUUUUAUAUGUAGUCGUUGGAGUCAUCAAAAUCCACAGCUUUGAUGUCUUUGUGAAAUGCUGACACUGGUCUGAUGAGAUUAGACUAUGUUGAUCUAUAAAGGGAUACAGAUAGAACAUUGAUGCAUGGAUAGUACUGUAUAUAUAAGAUGGUACAGACAGAAAAAACAAUGUAAAUAUUAAAAAUACCCAUCCCCAGCCUUCUGAUUACUAAGUUUAAAGGUCUUUAUUCAUAACAUAAUUUGCAUAAAAUAAUGACAUGACAACCUGGGAGUGGGCUAUAUUGUACAGGCACCUGCACGUACGUUUGGUUGUUCAGCAGUGAUGCUGGAUUCAGCCUCUUAGUGGUGGACACGUGCCGCAGUGUUGUGAGCAACCUACUUCAACCCACACCACGCUGAGAGUGCUUUCAUUUCUCCUACAUAUGUGUCACAUGGGGAAUUUCCAGCCAGCUGCUGGCAGAGGAGCUUUUAUACACAUCAGGUUUAUCACUCAGAUAAGAGGCUCUGACACGCAUUUUCACGGAACAAUGAUAACUUGCUGAGUGCAGGGGCAAGAAAACACAAUGUUGAAAAAACAACAACACAGCUUAUUAAACUUUGGUCUCCGUUUUCACAAAAUCCGAGGUGACUCGCUAAAAAGUUACAGUUUACACUUUUCAAAAAUAUGGGAAAAAACUAAACUGAAGUUCUAUCUGUACUCUUCUCUGACCUGAGAUUAGAUCACAUUAAUUAUUGUGUAUUUUUUUUAUCACUUAGAAUGAAUGACUUGAGCUGCUCCACAGUAAAAGGUCGUAAUCUAAUUCUCCGCCUUGUUAUAUGCCAGCCUUUUUUAAAAGGGGGCAAAUCAGGACUUCAGGCAGGUCAGGUAAGCACUUUGACAGAUUGUGUUCAAACCUAUGCAGCGUUUGACUGCAGCAAGACUCAGCACUGUCAGGCUGACAAAUCUGUGAAGUCCCCGUACUGAGUGUCUCUGUGAAUUUCCAGCCUCUACGUCACGGACGCUUCUGCACCAAAUGCAAAAACCAAGACCAAGACCAUGCAUAUUUAGCAGCAGGUUUUGGAACUUUCUAGAACUACUUGAAUCUUUUUUAAAUAUUACUUCCUGAUGACAGUGAUGCUCUUUUUCUAUUAAAAAUAUUAAAAGAAGAAAACAGCUGUAUUAUUAUUAAUAAUUCACUGGAAAAAUAGGUACAAAGUGAGGAGGUAUGAGUCAUCGCAACAGUACCAUCAAGCACACACGAGUACCAGUGAAACCGCCCCUCCUUCACUGGUCAAGAUCACUUAAAGAAAGACAUUUUAGUUGUUUUGCAGUUUGGUGAAAUUCACCUUCUCUGCUGAAAACCUUUUUAAAUAAAAUGUGAAAUAAUAUUUGUUCCUCCUUCAGCAGAGCGGUGCCUCUUCCACCAGCAUCCAUUAAUAUGGAAAUGUUCUCCCUUCUCUACCCGGUGUGUAUCUGUCUCACUCAUUUCCCAUUUGUAUACAUUUCAGUAAACAAUUGCGGAGCGUGUGACAGUAUACGGUGCUGAGAGCGUGACUCUUCCCCCUGGUCUAUACAUCACUGUUGAUCGCAGCGUCAUCACUUUCUCCCAGCACAGUUUUUCUGUUCAGCUAAGCCCAGCAUUUUCUCUCAAUUUUACGCAUCUUCGUCUGAGAAGUUUGUGAACUUUUUCUGACAAAGAUUUUUCUUUAAAAAAGAAAACAAACAAAAUCUCACUAAGGUUUGUUUCUGCCGCUGUGAUUUCAUGAAAUACAGCAAGCUGCUUUGAAGAAAAUGCAGCCUUCCCUUUAACCCUGAACAAAACCACAUGUUGAUGUUACUCCAUGUAAACACACAUCUGAAUGGAGGCAAUCACAUCAAUAAAUAAUUAAAAAUGUGUGCAAUUACCGAGCAAUUAUCUGCUCGGGAACAGAUUCUAGGUAUUUAGACAUGUGUUAAAUGUCCUGGUUAGAUAACAGCUGCACGCAGAGUACUUUGAAUCAUUCUAAUCUGGAGAUAGAACAACAGUAAAGAUAGUGGACCUUUGCUGCCAUGCAAUUAGGAAUAUUACAGUGCUGAUAAUAGUGGACUCUCUGUCCAGUGAGAAUCGUGUGCCUGACAAAUGACAUAACAGAGGGAUCCACAGUGUCCGGCAGAUUCCAUUCACAACCGUUGCUUUCUCAGAAGAGGAUUUCAUAACAUUAAAGGUUAGAAUUGUAAACACUCUGGGAAAGUCAACAUGAGGUGUAUAAUUAAUGUCUGUCUCCACAGGGUUAAAAUCAAAGUUCAAAACUGAUUUACAUCCAAUCAAAAAAGAUCAAAAAACAAAACAAGUGGAACCCCCGCCCUCUUCUUUAUAGGUUUUUGCUCUGAAUGUCUCUCUGUUGUGUCAGUUUAAGUUAUGUUCUGUGUUAGCUCAAAGUUAAGAGUCUGACUUGAGACUGCAGAGCCCCUUCUUGUGCUUCUUGAUGUGCUGCCUUCACCCUCAUCGGUAAGGGCAACAAUGACCCAGGGAGAAGGACAUUAAAAGCAGGAGGGAAAAAAAUGUACCAGAUCUCAGUCUGCUUUGAGUUGACUGAUGAACUGCAAGAUGUCAAAAGACAGAAUUGGCUUCCACAGAAGGACAGCCACGAAGUGACUUUCCCCAGAUGUGUUCUGUUGUCCAGGAGUGAGCGGAAGGACAUCAGUGGACCUGAUAUUUAUGGUGAAAAGGAGAAACGGCCUAGUAGUAGUUGUUAUUUUUCCCAACCUGAGGUGAAUAUAAUCGCUCCUCCAUUAUAGAAUUCUCUCCCUGUGGUGAUAAUCGAUCAGUUGAGGCCUUUCUGCCUGUGUUACUGCUGCUACAACAUGCUGUCAAAAUAAAGUAUGUACUUGAAAAUAGCACUAGCUGUUGUUGAUGAAGAAAGACACAUACAAAUGUAACAGCUAAAAGCUAAUAAUUAUGAUCUGUUUUUAGCAGACAGCUCAUCAGCAGUCACAAAUAUUGAGAAAAUGUUCCCUGUGUUAGAAAUAGAUGAAAAAGACAAGGAAACUGUUGACAGUCUGUCUGGGUUUAAGACAAAGUAGGCGAGUUUGAGGAACAUUAGCAGCCUCAUCAAUACAUUUCAUUCUUUAACUACUGCUUAUAUUUCUUCUGUCGAGAGUGGUGUUAAACAUUCUGUUGAUAAACAGAGAAUAUUUCACAACGGACAAUCAGUUUGCUAACUCUAACACUGUUGAAACUGUGCCUUUUGUCUCAAAACAUACUCAAAAUAUCCUUUCAAGUGCAAAGCAACAUACCAAAGCCAUUGACAAUGAGACACCGACCCAACAAGUUUUUAGCCCAGCUACCUGCCUGUACUUUAUGUGACCACAUUGCUGUCAUUUUUGUCAAUUUAUUUUCAAAAGAAAGAAAAGUUUGAUUUGACCGAGCACUGUUUAAUUUAUGCAGGUAAAAGUGAAACGGCCUUGGUGCCAAUGUUCUCUCUCCCCCUCUUUUCUCAUCCCAAAUGAACACAGGUGAGUGGCCUCUUCCGAAUGAUCUGGAGAGAGGUAUAAGAAGAGCGCCACCUGCAGCUUUUGCCUACCGUGCCACUUUGCCUAUGAUUACAGUAGCAGCGUGUGUCGCCGGAGAUUGAGUUUGGUACAGAGUGAUACUCAGUCCUGAGAUUGAUCAUUUAUGUCAGUUAUGUCAACCUCGUCCUUUAGUUUCCAGUGCUGUGACUACUUUGGUUUUUAUUUAAACCAAUAAUAAAACACUUGCAUUUAUUAUAAUUUCUGUCUUCACCUCAUGUUCUCAUCACCUGGACAAAGCCGGAGACGUGACAACCAGAAAAAAAGUUCAGCAAAUAUAUUUGGAAAAUUAAAAGGAAAAAAGUUUCACCAGAACUGUUUUGGAUUUUUUAACUUCUAACUGAAUCAUCAUAACACAUUAUUCACUCCGUUGAUAAUGACAGGCUCCUAAUAAUUCAACCUAUAAUCCUGCCAGGAAAAAUAUGGACCAUCGCUCAUCGAGUGAGACCUUUAGAAAAGCACAGUCAUCCCACUCCUCCACCCCCAAGUCCCCCCAGUGGUGGAUUGCUACUUGACAUCUAGUGCCUGAGCUUUACAAUUAAAUGCAGUGACCAAAAAGCACAGCCGAAGCUGACCCAAAUCUGCAUCAUUACUCAGAGUUAUACUUUAUGUCGAGCAAAAUAAAAAAAAUGUUAUUCUCAUUGCCACAUUAGUAAUUCAUGUUGUAAAAGUUUAACAGGAUAAUUAUUUCUUAGCUUCAAAGUGGCUAAAACAAUAACAUGGCUCUAAUUUGUUUUUCUUUCUUUAACUCAAAUCCUGUCUCGACUGCUGACGCUCAGACUGAUCUUGCUGAUUAAGAGCUGAGUUUUACAUCAUUUUCUGUGAAAAGGUUUUCUUUAUUUAUAGACUGAUGAACUGUUAUUGACCGAUGCACCUAAAGUGUGACUCUGUCUCUGAAUUUACUUUGGAAGCAAUUAAAAAUGAGUCACAAAUCAAUGCAGUUCAAUCCAAAGUCAAACGAAUGUGAAAGCGCACAGUGAGUCAAUCCUCACACAUGAUGAAACUGAACGUCAAUCUACAGUUCUUGUGACUAAUCAAUCUAUCAGUGACUGCGGUGAUUGGCCCGCUGGGCCGUCUCCGUAGAGCUGGGUUGGACAAUGAUCACCUGAGGUUGAGGUAAUGAUCUUGUGUCAUGCAGCAUUUCAACUUUUGCCCUUGAAGCAGAUACAGAUCUGACUGUGGAGCAACAGAGGAUUGGCUGUGUUCUAACUCCCACUGGAUAGUUCUCAGUUUCAUAUGCUGCUGCUGCGUAGACGGUGGAAUUAUGACGUUGACAACAGACAAGAAAGUCACCUGUUCUUUUCAGGUCCACGGUGAACUGGACUUCAGUGACCUCCUAUUUAGAAACCCUGAUGGAACCAGUGGUUACCACAGUAACCAAUCAUGUUAUUUCACAAUUCCUGAGAUCCCUAACCCUGAGGGAAGUUCUGCUGCUGAUGACUUCCUCGACACCCUGCUGCGAGGGAGUGACUCUUCCUCGGCUCCGGCUUCCCCCCUGUGGUCACCCAGCACCACCGACAGUGGAAUCAAUGAGGAGCCCACGUCUGAAUCCACUGAGAGCCCUCACCCUUCUCGCUGCACCGCUGUCCCUCACUUUAACGCACCGAUUUUCUCUCAGCCUCCACCUGUGGAGACACAGCUGCCACCAAAUGGAGCUGUGGAUCAAAGCUGGGACUCAGACAACGUACGUGAACAUGGGAUUUCAUAUUACCUUACCACAGGCCAUGCGUUGUCCAAUCAGACGCUCACAGUGAAGGACCUGUUGUUGUCCAAUCUGGGACAGAAGACGCAACAAAUCUCGCAACAUCCCCUGCCAGAGCUUGAACUUGACGAGGAUGAAAAGAUUCUUCUGGCUAAAGAAGGCGUGAAAUUGCCCAGCAAACUGCCCUUGUCUAAGUUUGAAGAGAAGGUUUUGAAGAAGAUACGGCGGAAAAUCCGAAACAAGCGCUCAGCUCAGGAAAGUCGAAAGAAGAGGAGGGAGUAUGUAGACAGUUUAGAGGAGAGGAUGUCGGCAUGCUCCGCACACAACCUGAAGCUGCAGAGAAAGAUCGAGCAGUUGGAGGAGACCAACACUGCACUGUUGGAGCAGCUAAACCAGCUACAUGCUCUUCUUUCUAGUAGCUCUGGCAAGACGUCGCACAGAGGGACCUGCAUCCUGGUUUUGCUGCUCUCCUUAUCUCUGCUUGUAUCAUCAAAUCUGCAGCCAGAACCUUACAGCCAACUCAGCCAGGGAGAGUACACAGAGGCCAAAGUGCUCUCACGCUCCCUGCUGUCAGUGGAUGAAACACAGGAUGUCCAUCCAGAGGGACCUUCUCCUGCGUCUUCUCGGCUCUACAUCUCAAGGAGCUUCGAAGUCCUCAGCCGUCUCAACGAAAACCUUUGGACCUGGACAAAAGCCCAUACGGUGGUGAUCCGAUCUUCAAAUCCCCAUGAUUUCAGACAUCCAGAUGAUCACUGAUCUUCUCAGGACCUUCAGGAGGAAAGACAGUAGAAAAGAAGUGCAAACACGUUUGCAAACGCAACUAAAUUAGCAGGUUUAUUGCUUUUUUCUUUAGCAUCUGCAUCUCACUGCAGAGACCGACAGGAGUGUUGUUGUGUGUCCACUCACUGCAACACAACAACCAAGAGAGGUUUCACACUGAAAUGUACUCCUUCAGUAAGGUCGGCCAAGGUCAGUGCAGUGGUUUUCUACAGAGAUUGAAUAUUUCUCUAUUCUCAUCUUGUGAGCAUCAGCAAAUAGAAGAAUAUCUGCGGGACCACGCUGUAUUAUUGCCGUUGUAUUCAUUAUUUAAUAUGUUUUUAAAUAACAAAGGCAUGUAUUCACUGCCUAUCAAAAAAUAUCUCUGGCAGAAAUAAAAAGAUUUCUCGAAAUUUUA
This is a messenger RNA of Cynoglossus semilaevis (tongue sole), 6890 nucleotides long. RefSeq names its product cyclic AMP-responsive element-binding protein 3-like protein 3-B. The transcript has 10 exons. Lineage: Eukaryota; Metazoa; Chordata; Actinopteri; Pleuronectiformes; Cynoglossidae. Gene Ontology annotation, cellular component: nucleus. Gene Ontology annotation, biological process: regulation of transcription by RNA polymerase II. The coding region runs from base 5279 to 6472 and encodes 397 amino acids. Gene Ontology annotation, molecular function: DNA-binding transcription factor activity, RNA polymerase II-specific; RNA polymerase II cis-regulatory region sequence-specific DNA binding. The record is from RefSeq and is a predicted model, not a curated record.